Messenger RNA from Spirometra erinaceieuropaei, 844 nucleotides. The record is from the annotation of a GenBank genome assembly. Lineage: Eukaryota; Metazoa; Platyhelminthes; Cestoda; Diphyllobothriidea; Diphyllobothriidae.
AUGAGCAGCCCUUUCGCUGCAAGGGAGCAAUUCUACGAGGACCUGCGCGUCCUCCUGGCGACUGUGCCGAAGGCCGACAAGUUGAUUGCCCAUGGUGAUUUAGACGUCCGCGUUGGCACACACCAUGCUGCCUGGAGAGGAGUUUUAAGUACCCAUGGUCUCGAGGGCUCCAAUGACAAUUGCCUGAUCCUCAUAAGAACCUGCGCAGAACAUCGUCUUAUCUCGGCUAACACCUUCUUCCGUCUCCGUGGGGAACCGAUGGGGUUAACUGCGGGACACAGUUCAGCCGACGGCCCUAGCUUUUGUCGUUCGGGCACGUUGUCAACAUCAAGAUUGGCUCGAUGAAAACGACGCCGCCAUCAGCAACGUACUCGUCGAGGAGAACGGCCUGCACAAAGCCUACGUCACCUGCCCCACCGACGACAACAAAGCAGCCUUCUAUCGUGGUCGCCGCCUUGUGCAACAGAGGCUGCGGGAGAUGCAGCACGCUUGGACUGCUCGCAAGGCCGAGGAAAUCCAAGGAUACGCGGCCCGCAAGGAAUGGAAGAAUUUCUUCGCCUUGAUCAAGGCUGUCAGCGGUCCGCCAACCAAAGCAAUUGCUCCCCCUCUCAGCGCCAACGGAACCACCCCACUCAAUGAAAGGACAUCAAUUCUACAGCGAUGGGUCCAGCAAUUCAGAGGCGUCCUUAACCACCCCUCCGACAUCACCGACGCCGCCGUCGCCUGUCUGCCUCAAGUGGAGACCAACGUCGACCUCGACCUCCUGCCCUCUCUCCACGAAACCAUCAGGCCGUACAACAACUUGAAGAAGGAGACACGAUCGCCGGGACAAGAGCUUUAUUAG